UCGUACAGUCAUCCCUCCCGACAGUCGCCGACUGAGGUCCGACUGAGUCCUCAUGGCUGCGACGGUCUUCUCUGCCAAAGACGUGCUUUGUCCUCGAUGCUCGGGAUAUUAUUGCUUUCCUGUUCGUCUAGUAUGCGGCCACAACAUCUGCAGAAUUUGUUUGGAGAAAUUCUGGGAGUGGAAAGGAUGCCAGGAAUGUCCCGUGUGCGGCGAGGAGUGCGCGUCCCGGAGGCCUCCCAUCAACUUGGAGCUGAAAAUAGCCGCGGAUGAAUAUCGAGCCCGAGGCAGCGAGACGAAGCCAGACGUCUGCUCACAUCACAACGAGGAGUUCAAGCUGUUCUGCAACAACGACGAACAGCUCGUCUGUCUCGUCUGCCAGGCGUCCAAAACGCACAGAGUGCACGAGUGCUGUCCGGUGGAGGAGGCCGCCCAGCAGAAGAAGGAUGAAAUUUCCACCGCGUUGGGGCCCUUAAAAGAAAACCUUCAAACACUAAGCAAGACAAAGAAGGAAUGGAAGGAAACCAAAUCCUACAUACAGACCCAACGCUUGGAGGUCGAGGCAGCAAUAAAGGAGGAGUUUAAGAGGCUGCACCAGUUCCUCUGGGAGGAGGAAACCACAAGGCUCAAGGCGCUGAAUCAGGAAGAGGAAACCAAGAUCGGAGUCAUGGGCAUUAAGAUCGAGGACAUCGAGGAGCAGAUCAAACAGCUCUCAUCCACCAUCAGCGAUGCGGAGAAAGCCCUUCGAGCAGAGGACUUGCCAUUUUUACAUGAUUACAAGCAAACAAAGAAAAGGGUUAAAUAUAACAUUCAAGAUCCAGAAUGCGUCCGGGACAUUUUGAUUAGUUCUGCAAAGCAUCUGGGAUUACUCAAGUUUGGAGUCUGGAAGAAGAUGGAAAACAUGGUCAGCUAUGUUCCCGUUGUUCUGGAUCCAAACACAGCCCAGUACAACUUACACGUGUCCGAAGAGCUGACGUGUGUGCAGUUCAGCAGCAAGCAGGUCCUCCCCGACAACCCCGAACGCUGCACCCGCAGUCUGUGUGUGCUGGGCGCCACUGGCUUCAAGUCUGGCAGGCACACCUGGACCGUUGGAGUGGGCCAAGGUAAAGGCUGGCACAUCGGAGUGGCCCGAGAGUCCAUCCAAAGAAAGAACACAGUCCUCCUGAACCCCGCAGAAGGUUUCUGGGUGAUUGGACUGUCCAAAGAAGGCAUGUACCGGGCUCAGACCUCACCUCCAAUCAGGCUGGUAGUGAAGCAGAAGCCAGAGAGGAUUACCAUAGACCUGGAUCUGGACCGGGGGAAGGUAACGUUCAUCAAUGCUGACGAUCUAACAGUGAUGCACACAUUCAAAGACAGAUUCACGGAGAGGAUUUUCCCCUACUUCUCCCCUGGACUGUGUGAGGACUGGAAAAACUCCAACCCACUCACCAUCUGCCCUGUGCUGAUAAAGAAAGAUGUAAAAUAGACGCGUGCAGGCUGAAUUGGGGCCCUAAGUGAAAUGUUAUUUGGAGGCCCCCCACACCACACUCUCAUAACUCUCCCCAUCCCAAAUGUAUCAUAGGUAGAAAAUGACCGUAUAACAUGCCAUUUGACUUGACAACCUAUGUUAACAAAUGUACUGUAAGUAUGGAUACAGACUGUAUGAGUCAAAUAAAGUAAAAAGGCACAGAUAAUUUGCUUAUUGCCUAUUUACUGUACAGUGAGCGAAAAUAACCGAGUCAAAUUCCCUGUCUUGUUUGACCUGACUUGGCCAAAUAAACAUGAUUGUGAUUGCCAUCAAUUAGGCUACUCAUCAAAAGAAAGUUACUUCCACCACCUCAGUCCCCCACAAAAAACUGAAAGCAGGUCUGAAAUCAGGACUAAACAUGCACGUGUGCUUUUACAGAUGCACAAGUCUAUUUUCUGGAUGCAAACUCAUCAAUGAGGUCGAACACUUCUUAACAUAAAUUGAUAUAAAACUAUAGCCAAUAUGUUAUA
This is a messenger RNA of Cololabis saira (Pacific saury), 1974 nucleotides long. RefSeq names its product zinc-binding protein A33-like. The record is from RefSeq and is a predicted model, not a curated record. The coding region runs from base 53 to 1462 and encodes 469 amino acids. Lineage: Eukaryota; Metazoa; Chordata; Actinopteri; Beloniformes; Belonidae. The transcript is spliced from 6 exons. Gene Ontology annotation, molecular function: zinc ion binding; protein binding.